UAGUUAUCAUGCAUUUUAUGAUCAUUAUGAUAAUUGGAUAAGCGUCACGGUACCUUGGAUUUGUUCGCUAUUUAUGUAUAAAAGAGUUGGAAGUGAACUCAAUCAAUAUCAUUCGCAUCCUGCUCUUCGAGAUCAGCACACAAGCCAAAAAUCAACAUGAAGUUCCUGAUUGUCUUCGUCGCCCUCUUCGCCCUGGCCGCCGCCGGCUCCUUCAGCAAGGAAGCUCAGAUUGAGAGGCAGUACUCCGAUGUCGGACCUGACGGCUUUUCCUAUGAAUUUAAGACCAGCGAUGGUUCCUCUGCUCAGUCCACCGGACAGCUGAAGAAUGCUGGAACCAAGGAGGAGGCCAUCUCCGUCAAGGGUGCCUACUCCUUUGUGGCCGAUGAUGGAGUCACCUACACCGUCAACUACAUCGCCGAUGAGAACGGAUUCCAGCCCCAGGGUGCCCAUCUGCCCGUUGCCCCAGUCGCUUAAGCCAUCCAAAGAGUUGAAAUAAAUUGUUUA
Molecule: messenger RNA, 504 nt
Organism: Drosophila teissieri
Lineage: Eukaryota; Metazoa; Arthropoda; Insecta; Diptera; Drosophilidae
Product: larval cuticle protein 65Ag1-like
Exons: 2
Coding region: 157-474 (105 amino acids)
Cellular component (GO): chitin-based extracellular matrix
Molecular function (GO): structural constituent of chitin-based larval cuticle
Source: RefSeq, a predicted model, not a curated record